UUUUCAUUUUCAUUCCAUAGAUGUUGCAAGCGUUGAUCACCGUUGCGGUAAUGGCUUUGGGAGUGCCGGCAGUCAGCUCACAAGACAUGGAAAGUUCGUUCGUAAACGAAGGACUGCUAAGGAACGAACAAGACUGUUUUGAUAGUUACAUCAACUACACCUUCUCAGACGAAGAACCACCUUAUAAUGGUCUGUAUUGUCCAGUCGAACACGAUUUAAUACUUUGCUGGCCUCCAACCAAGGCAGGGGAUACAACAUACCUCCAAUGUCCUGCAGAAGCUGACCAGUAUCAAACAACUAUGGCCUACCGUUACUGUACGCCGAACGGAACUUGGGAUACAUCUAUCUCACCGCAAGAAAUGUAUUUGAGCGGGAAAAUAUGCAGAUGUCUUCACUGUAGUGUUAUCUUCACCAUCAACUCUUUUGGGUGUGGCCUUUCAGCUUUAGCCUGUAUUGUAGCCUUUCUUAUAUUUUUAUUCAGCAGGCGACUCUGGUGUAGGCGGAAUCACAUACAUUGGCAUCUCAUCAGCUCAUUCAUCCUCAAUUAUUUCGUCUAUUUCAUCGCUCUUGGAAUCCGACAGUCUAGCAAUGCUACAAAUAUUAGGUGGUUAGAAAACCUUCUUGAUACACUCUAUUUCUACGCCUUGAUGACCAACUAUUUCUGGAUGCUCGUAGAGGGCCUUUAUCUACAUACCUUGGUGGUCUUUGCGCUCAGAGUGGACGCUAACAGGAUCAGUUUUCUCAUUUAUGUCUUUAUCGGAUGGAUAUUACCGGCAGUUUUUGUGACGCUGUGGGCUAUUGUGUCGUCUUUAACAAGAGGAGGAUUCGCCAAUCCGUUAUCAGAAAAUGGUAGUGUUCAAGAUUAUAUCUGCUUUAUAGGACCCAUUGGAGUGGCUUUAUUUAUUAAUUGUAUUUUCCUGUUUAACAUCAUGCGCUGCUUGUGUAAAAAACUUCGAGAACAAAUGAGAAACGAGGAACAACAAUCGUGGAGGGGCGCCAAGGCCACGAUGGUCCUGGUGGUUCUCCUUGGCGUCCACUACGUCGUCUUCCUCAUCAUCGUCCCCAUCGUCGAGUCGCAGCUCCCGAUCACCGUCACCCUCGUGCUCCAGUACAUCAACACCUUCCUCACCAGCACCCAGGGCAUUCAAGUCUCCGUCAUCUACGUGUUCCUAAACAGCGAGGUCAAAGGCUCUAUCAGACGCACGACAGUGAAGAUAAUGAGAAAGCAGGACUGCCCUUGCAUGAGGCGGAGAUUAGCAGCGAAUCGCCAGAGAAAUUCAUCCUACUCAAGGUGGUUUACGGACGAGAACACUUGCUUGAGCUCGUUGCGAUCGAGUCCUUCGCGGAACCCAAACAACGGGCGAAUCAAUUCCGAUCUGGCUGCAACGUUGAACGGCGGUGUUGGAACUAGCGACAAACCAACCACGCAGACAGUAACGUCGCUACCGCAGCGGUCCACCAACCAGGAAAAGUCAGACGAAUUCGAGAAUUACGAACUCGGAGCCCUGCCGGAGAAAGUAGACAUCGUUAAAGAUGGCGACGGUGUGGCUGGUAAGCAUAUCCUGCCACCUCAGGAAGGAAUGCCCCUUUUGGAGGACAAGAACGUAGAGGGCGCCAGACAAGCUGCGAAGACGAACAGCAACGGUAGUCCUCACAUUGGAAAUAGAGACACGGACAAGGAUAGAUGUGUUGAUGAUGAUAACAAUCAGUUGAAAUCAAAUGAAACGCAACACCUAACCACUCAUCAUAUCACGUGUUAGCUGGUAGAAAGGAUUAGAUGUUUAUUCUUGUACAAAAUGCACUGAACCCUCGAACAACUCUUGCACUGGCUGCGAGAAAGAAAUAGAACAAAAUGGGACAAACUAAUGUCUAGGUUCGGGUGUGUAUAAGCACCUGCCAGCAGCGUGGUCAGAUUCUAUAGCACUUUCAUCUACACAAACCUUGGCUGAAGAAAAAAAAAGGAGAUAUUGAACGUUGAAAUAACUAUCCGGCAUCGUCAUGUAAUGUCCUGUUUAUAUUGUCAUUGAGGUAUUAUACCGCCAGUUCGAAUAAUUGCACUGUGCUUUAAAAAUCAUCCGUUGUUACUAGUACUCCAAUAUCUACUCUCACAAAAUUUCUGUAAAUUUGUCUAUUUUUUUUCAUAAGGCCCAAUUUUAGUUCUAUCUACCACAAGGUGCGAUUGCAUUAAUUAAUCUCAACUUUUGAAAUCAACUAUAUUUUACAAUUCUUCAUAUAUAGGCUUAUGUGUCAACAGUAGUAAGGUUUUUCCAUCAUCUGGGUGGACCAGGACCCUGUUUUACAAAGAGUUACGAUAGAUUAUUAAUUGAGAUUGAUCUAACUUCAUAUAUCUUAACUACACAAUUUUGGAUCAAACUUUAAAUAUUUUCACGCUGAUCACAAUUUUCACAAAGAGUCAACGGGUGAAAUAAAAGGAAUAAUUCUCAACACUUUCAAAAUUCAUAUGAUAUACCAAUCCACAAGUUUACCCUCUGCCAAAGUUUUAGAUAUCCCAUAAUAAAAAAGCUAUCCGAAAGAAGGCCUUUACAAAUACCUUUCAUUAAGUUUACUGAAUGUUACAAAUUUAUACAGAUUCCUCACCUAGUAACGAGGUAAUUCUUGAUCAUGUUAGUUAAAUGAAUUCCAGUGCUUCAAAUUCAUUUUUGUUUGUUCUUGUUUUGGGGUACAUUAUGCGUGACUGGCGAGCCCAUUGAACAUGUUGAAAGAUCUGUCAAGAAUUGCCUUUGUUUGAAAGGUAUGGAUUAAAUUUGAACCUGUUGGUAAGCAGGUCAUUUAAAGGUACUGUCCGUUUUUUUUCAAGCAUCCCCAAUCGCUCUUGAGAUUUCUAUGAAGUUAUUUUGAACGCCACUAUGAGUCUAAUCAACAUCGUAAAGGUGCCAGCGUUUGCGGGGUUGCUUGUCUGCCUGCAUUCCACGAAAGCUACAAAUAAAUUCGCAUGUAAAAUUUGUAUCAAUGAAAUACCAAAGCGAUGACGUAAGUUGUCAUGGUGUCAUGGCGGUCUGUUAAUCUGUUCGUAAGUUAGGAGCUACUUUAAGAACGAAUGGUUAUCCUUUCUUACGCGCUAAACCAUCGCCAAUUUAUCAUACCAUUUACCACAAGGAAGGAUCACCAGUCAUUCUUAAAUUUGCUCAGAAUGAUGGUAACUACCAGGGACAAAGCACAUCACCAUUUUUGCAAAUACGAAUGUGUAUAGACGAUCGUGCAGCUGCGACUCAGUUUAGAACCAGCCGAUGACGUCACACUUCUGUACUCUUUUGUUGAUCACUUCUUGUUUUCCGCUAAUGAUUCAGUUUCUAACAUAUCAUCAUCUGAUCAAGUACAUGUAUACCAUGUUUUGAAUGUGGUGGCGCCCUUCAUGGUUCCAGUACAAAGAUGACAACUUGAGAGCAUGUGUUUGGUGUUCAGAUGAAUUCGAUCCAGAACAAUGUAGUCAGAGCUAUACACUGUAUAAAAUGUGGUGUUAAAACUGACACCAAUUGGUGUUGAUAGAGGACCACACCCUGAAGUGUUAAAAUAACACCCUAGAGA
Messenger RNA from Lytechinus variegatus (green sea urchin), 3546 nucleotides. Its product is annotated as corticotropin-releasing factor receptor 2-like. Gene Ontology annotation, biological process: adenylate cyclase-modulating G protein-coupled receptor signaling pathway; cell surface receptor signaling pathway. Gene Ontology annotation, molecular function: G protein-coupled peptide receptor activity; peptide hormone binding. The record is from RefSeq and is a predicted model, not a curated record. Gene Ontology annotation, cellular component: plasma membrane. Lineage: Eukaryota; Metazoa; Echinodermata; Echinoidea; Temnopleuroida; Toxopneustidae. The coding region runs from base 21 to 1760 and encodes 579 amino acids. The transcript is spliced from 11 exons.